This is a messenger RNA of Hippoglossus stenolepis (Pacific halibut), 3564 nucleotides long. It is a transcript of the gene lonp1, whose product is annotated as lon peptidase 1, mitochondrial. Bases 62 to 3064 code for a protein of 1000 amino acids. Gene Ontology annotation, molecular function: ATP-dependent peptidase activity; single-stranded DNA binding; ATP binding. The transcript is spliced from 21 exons. Gene Ontology annotation, cellular component: mitochondrial matrix. NCBI's taxonomy places the organism in Eukaryota, Metazoa, Chordata, Actinopteri, Pleuronectiformes, Pleuronectidae. The record is from RefSeq and is a predicted model, not a curated record. Gene Ontology annotation, biological process: mitochondrion organization; chaperone-mediated protein complex assembly; protein quality control for misfolded or incompletely synthesized proteins.
UACGUCAUCAAACGUUGACGGAAGAAGGUGGGUCACAUGCUGCAGAAAGCUCCAGAGCAACAUGGCGGCGUGCAUGAAGAUGCUGAGCGCUGCGAGACAGAUGCACAGAAAUCCGUCUGUAGUCAAAGUGAAUUGGGCCGGGUGGAGCCGGACCCCCAGCAGCGACACGUCAGCUCUGAGCCGCCUUCAGCCGCCACGGUUCUACACCAGCACCGGGAGCUGCUCUCACGUUCCCGUCAGCACAGCAAUGACAGCUGGCUGCAGGCUGACCCUUAGAACCCACCGGUGGAUGCGAGUCGGUGCCGUGCUCCGCGGCCAAACCGAUCUUCUCACACCGACACCUCGGCCCUUCAUGGUGCAGGACAGGAUGUUCGGGAACCGGGCCAGCGGUGCCGGCUUCUCCGGGGAGGACGGCGGCGAGAGUGCAGGCUCCGGGGGAGAGGAGUCUGGGGGAGACGGGGGAGUCCCGUACAGCGGACCUCAGAUGACAGCGCUCACCCCCAUGAUGGUCCCGGAGGUGUUUCCCAAUGUGCCGCUAAUCGCUGUGAGCAGGAACCCGGUGUUCCCCCGCUUCAUCAAGAUCAUAGAGGUAAAGAACAAAGCGCUGAUGGAGCUGUUGAGGAGGAAGGUUCGCCUGGCUCAGCCGUACGCUGGAGUCUUCCUGAAGAGAGAUGAUAAUAAUGAGUCAGAUGUGGUGGAGUCUCUUGACGCCGUCUACUCUACAGGGACCUUUGUUCAGAUUCAUGAGAUGCAGGACCUGGGAGACAAGUUGAGGAUGAUUGUCAUGGGACAUCGCAGGAUCAAGAUCACAAGACAGCUGGAGGUGGAGCCUGACGAGGCCGCAACGCCCCCCGUGUGGUCAGAGGCUGAGCCUGAGUCCCAGUCCAAACCUCCACCGAGACGCAAAUCUAAACGCAGCCGUAAGGACCAACCAGGGUCUGUGGCAGAGCAGGUGGAGGACAAGAUUUCAGACGCAGACCUGAGCCCAGAGCUCCAGCCUCUCCCCUCCUCCGACAUCCUGAUGGUGGAAGUGGACAAUGUUCAACAUGAGCAGUUCACUGUCACAGAGGAGGUCAAGGCACUGACAGCAGAGAUAGUGAAGACCAUCAGGGACAUCAUUGCACUCAACCCGCUGUACAGGGAGUCUGUCCUACAGAUGAUGCAGGCUGGUCAGAGGGUGGUUGAUAAUCCCAUCUACCUCAGUGACAUGGGAGCAGCUCUGACGGGGGCCGAGUCACAUGAACUACAGGACGUCCUGGAGGAGAUCAAUAUCCCAAAGCGUCUCUACAAGGCUCUGUCUCUGCUAAAGAAGGAGUAUGAGCUGAGUAAACUGCAGCAGCGACUAGGCCGAGAGGUGGAGGAAAAGAUCAAGCAGACCCACAGGAAGUACCUGCUACAGGAGCAGCUCAAGAUCAUUAAGAAGGAGCUGGGUCUGGAAAAAGAGGACAAAGAAGCCAUUGAGGAGAAGUUUCGUGAGAGACUAAAAGAAAGGACUGUCCCCGAACACAUCAUGGAAGUCAUCAAUGAAGAACUCAACAAGCUGGGACUGUUGGACAACCACUCGUCAGAGUUCAAUGUGACCCGGAACUACCUGGACUGGCUGACCAGCAUGCCCUGGGGUACCAAUAGUGAUGAGAACUUAUCUUUGGGGAGAGCGAAAGAGGUUCUAGAAGAAGAUCAUUACGGGAUGGACGAUGUUAAGAAACGCAUAUUGGAGUUCAUUGCAGUGAGUCAGCUGCGUGGCUCCACCCAGGGGAAGAUCCUGUGUUUCUAUGGUCCCCCUGGUGUAGGAAAGACCUCCAUCGCUCGCUCCAUAGCCAGAGCUCUCAACAGACAGUACUUCAGGUUCAGCGUGGGAGGAAUGACUGACGUGGCUGAGAUUAAAGGACACAGGAGGACUUAUGUUGGAGCGAUGCCAGGAAAGAUUAUCCAGUGCCUGAAGAAAACCAAAACAGAGAACCCUCUGGUGUUAAUCGAUGAGGUGGAUAAAAUGGGUCGUGGUUACCAGGGAGAUCCAUCCUCCGCACUGCUCGAACUACUGGACCCUGAGCAGAACGCUAACUUCCUCGACCACUACCUGGAUGUUCCUGUGGAUCUGUCAAAGGUGUUGUUCAUCUGCACGGCCAAUGUGACGGACACCAUCCCAGAGCCUCUCAGAGACAGGAUGGAGAUGAUCAAUGUGUCUGGAUAUGUGGCCCAGGAGAAACUGGUUAUCGCUGAGCGCUACCUGGUCCCCCAGCUGCUUGCUCGGUGUGGUCUGACUGACAAGAAGUCGUCCAUCUCACCUGACGCACUCAGUCUGCUCAUCAGGCAGUACUGCCGAGAGUCUGGAGUCAGGAACCUGCAGAAACAAGUGGAAAAGGUUUUCCGUAAGGUGGCGUUCUCUAUAGUCAGCGGUGAACAAGCUGCAGUGACUGUUACUCCUGACAACCUGCAGGACUACGUGGGUAAACCUAUUUUCACAGUGGAUCGAAUGUAUGAUGUCACCCCACCAGGAGUUGUUAUGGGGCUGGCAUGGACUUCAAUGGGGGGGUCGACGCUGUUCAUUGAGACUUCACUGCGCCGUCCUUCUGGACCAGACGACCCUAAAGGGGAGGGGACACUGGAGGUCACAGGUCAGCUGGGAGAUGUUAUGAAAGAAAGUGCAAAGAUCGCCUCCACCUUUGCCAGAGCCUUCCUGAUGACCCAGGAACCAGAAAACCACUUUCUGGUCAACUCCCACCUGCACCUGCAUGUCCCUGAGGGGGCGACUCCUAAGGACGGACCAAGUGCCGGCUGCACCAUUGUCACAGCACUGUUGUCCCUUGCAACCAAGCAGCCAGUGCGUCAGAACGUAGCCAUGACUGGUGAGGUGUCCCUGACCGGCAAAAUACUGCCAGUUGGAGGAAUCAAAGAGAAAACUAUCGCUGCACGUCGUGCUGGUGUGACCUGCAUGGUCCUGCCAGCGGAGAACAAGAAGGACUUCUCUGACCUGCCGGACUACAUCACUGAUGGCCUGGAGGUCCACUUUGUUGAUCACUACAGCCAAAUCUACCCUACUGUGUUUCCACAGAACCCCUCCUAACCAACAUUCAACUACAGUGAUGAAGCCAAGCCGAGAUGUACCAGGACUUCUCUUCAUAGCACUUCAGAGACCAGUACUUGUUUAUCACCACACCAACACUGAUUGUCAUUCUGGCUGUAAAUAGUGUCAUCCAGAGGAACUGCUUCCUUGUUGAUUUCUCAUAUGAUUCCAUUAAAGUCACCUCAGGAUCCCUGGAUGUAGGAGGAACGUCAUGUGACAGACGCCAACAUCACUGAACUAAAAGUAUGCAGAUGACUGUGCCUAAGACUGACAUACACAGUACAGUACUGGUGAUGGUGGAGACGAUGAACACUGAGCUGACAUCACAGGAUAUAAUGCUACCAAGCAGAAGUAGGGGCGAUGACUUUGCUGCCAGUCAGCCUCUUUACCCACAGCUCUCAUUGUGCAGGGCUGUAUGGGAUUCUUUCAUAGAUUUCUUAUAUUAUUUUAUAUUAUUACAGACCUUAUGUGAUGAUGAAAUAAAUUAAAUAAUAAACAAA